Messenger RNA from Ustilaginoidea virens, 834 nucleotides. RefSeq lists its product as uncharacterized. Lineage: Eukaryota; Fungi; Ascomycota; Sordariomycetes; Hypocreales; Clavicipitaceae. Bases 1 to 834 code for a protein of 277 amino acids. The transcript has 3 exons. The record is from RefSeq and is a predicted model, not a curated record.
AUGCCAAAGCCGCCGAGCGUUGCUCGUCAUCGUGCUCGCGGUCGCUUCAGCUUGCGCCAGCCAGGUUGGCUGCCACCGCAACCCGGCGACUAUGCCGUCAUCCUGGCCGGGGACACUGGAAACACCGGAGGCCCGGACCCCGCGGCGGCGGCUGACCGGCACGGCGGGCGCAUAGCCCCCGCGGCCUCGAAACCAUUCAGCCAGCCAUCACCGACGUGCCCUUCGCUCGCUCGGUGUAAUCGAUCCAGCCUUGUCCCCAGCCUCACCUCCCUGCCGCACAAUCACCUCCAAGGAACGCAAGCCAUGGGCGCCACCUCGCGUCUCGCUCGCACCUCGUCCGCAGAGCCAGAGACGCCGUUUGACCCGCGGACCUGCGUGGGCCCUCGUCUCGACCCAUGCUGCCAAAUACAUACCCGACCUGUCAUGUUUCCGGGGCCGACAGCCCGUCAGCAGCCCUGCAUCCGUAAACGCGCGACAACCCGAGCUGCGGGCGCGCGCAAGCAAACCGCGCUUCGAGGGCACUCAUUGGCCAGGCUCGCUUCCACCACCAGCCGACUACUCAGCUCCGAGGCCAAUAUUCGGGGAGGAGGGGAGCGCCACGUGGUGCCGCCGUCGAGGCCUGACGACACCGCCCGGACGGACGCGAGGCCCGGGCUGCUGUCCCCCCAGCAGCGAGGCAUUUUCUUACGAGGCGCAGAGAAAAGCGACGUGGCCGACACGCUCGAGGGUUGCAAGCCAAUUAUUGAUGAGGUGGAUGGGAUGCAGCGCGAGCUGUUCAGCUCAAACCUAUCGUCGGGCGUCGUUGCUCACCGCGGCGAAACACCAUAUAAGUAG